AAAUAGAAUAUCGAUGGUUAUGCUUGGGAUGCCUGUGGUAAGUUAAAUCAGUACUGUUGACCAGCGGAGAUGUCCAUGGGGAGGUGAAAUAAGAUUCGAAUGUGGAUCAAGAUAUUCCUUCAAAAAUGGUUAAACUAAACGUGUCGAUGUUGAGGUAUCUUUCCAGAGAUCACUUUAGGGUUUUAACAGCAGUUGAGAUGGGUAUGAAGAACCAUGAGCUAGUCCCUGCUUCACUUGUUGCAUCUAUAGCUGCCCUCAAGCAUGGUGGCUGUUACAAAAUCCUCAGAGAACUUGUGAAGCACAAACUGAUAGCUUAUGACAAUGGAAAAGCUGUUGGAUACAAAUUGACCUAUGGUGGGUAUGAUUACCUUGCUCUAAAGGCGCUGUCCGCUCAUGAUAUUAUACAUUCAGUUGGAAAUCAAAUUGGCAUGGGAAAAGAGUCAGAUAUUUAUAUUGUCGCAAAUGAAGAAGGACAGCAAUUUGCUCUCAAGCUGCACAGGUUAGGAAGAACAUCAUUUAGAAAACUCAAAGAAAAAAGAGACUACCUGAAGAAACGACAAAAUUCCUCUUGGUUAUACCUUUCUCGUCUGGCAGCCAUGAAAGAGUAUGCUUACUUAAAGGUGCUGCAUGAUAAUCAGUACCCCGUGCCAAAACCAGUUGAUUACAACAGACAUGCUGUGGUGAUGCAACUUGUUGAUGGCUACCCUUUAUGUCAAGUUCGUGAGUUAGAAAACCCUGGUGCAGUAUUCAGUGAUAUGAUGGAUCUGAUUGUCCGUCUUGCUGGCUUUGGCUUAAUUCAUUGUGAUUUUAAUGAAUUCAAUUUAAUAUUAAAUGGCAAAGAUCAGGUGACCGUUAUUGAUUUCCCACAGAUGGUUUCAACAUCACAUCUCAAUGCUCAAUGGUACUUUGACCGAGACGUUCAGUGCAUACGAGACUUUUUCUUGCGGCGAUUUAAUUUUGAGGGUGAAGCCUACCCAAAGUUUUCAGAUAUAGUGCGUUCCCAAAAUCUAGAUGUUGAAAUAGCAGCCAGUGGUUUUACGAAGGAAAUGGACAAGACAUUUGAAGAGGAAGCUGCAGCAGCACUUGGAACAAUGCGCAAAGAACAAGAACAUCUGGAAGAAAGCCCAAUGGAAGAAGUUGUUGAUGAUGAUGAUGUUGAUGAUGAUGAUGAUUUAGAAUUGAAACCAGAAUCAGAAACCAGUUGUAGGGAUCAUUUAUCACCUUGUGAAGAUGAGAAAAAGACUAGUGGAACAACAGAAGAAAGAGUAGCAACUACAACACCUAACACGACCACACUAGAAGCAACAACACAAGCAACAGAAGAUGGCAAUCAAGAUCAAAGCGACGAAUCUGACCUUGAGGACUUGAGUAACAUUAACCGAACUCAUAGACCAUACCGUGAUGUCAAUGAUGAUGUAAUGGAUCAUGAUGGCACUGAUGAUGUCACAACAGAGACACCUGUACUGUCUACUAUUGACUCUGUUGAAGUGAGAAAAAGAGUUAAAAAGAGUCUGAUGAAGAAACAGCAAAUGGCUAGACGAAGGAAAAAAGGGGAGGAAGGAGCUAUGACAAGAAGUAGAAGAGAGAAAAGAGAUGAUGUGAAGCAAAGUGUGCAUGCAUAUAACAGUGGAUGGUAGUGGUAUGUUACCUGCAUGACACGGAGGGAGGAAGGAGCUAUGACAAGAAGUAGAAGAGAGAAAAGAGAUGAUGUGAAGCAAAGUGUGCAUGCAUAUAACAGUGGAUGGUAGCUGUAUUAUACCUGCAUGACACGGAGGGAGGAAGGAGCUAUGACAAGAAGUAGAAGAGAGAAAAGAGAUGAUGUGAAGGAAGGUGUACAUGCAUAUAACAGUGAAUGGGAAAUGCUUAAGACAAAAGGGCUUACCCUCUCAACCAAUAAUCGUGCACCCUUAAGUCAGAGCAAACCUGAAGUCUUGGCAGAAUUAAGGAGAGAGAAAAAGAGAUUUAAGGAUUGUAUCAUACAAUAUGAAUAUAAAAAUCUUUUAUAUAUC
Messenger RNA from Actinia tenebrosa (Australian red waratah sea anemone), 2009 nucleotides. RefSeq lists its product as uncharacterized. Gene Ontology annotation, molecular function: protein serine/threonine kinase activity; ATP binding. Gene Ontology annotation, biological process: protein phosphorylation; maturation of SSU-rRNA. Gene Ontology annotation, cellular component: nucleus; cytosol; preribosome, small subunit precursor. NCBI's taxonomy places the organism in Eukaryota, Metazoa, Cnidaria, Anthozoa, Actiniaria, Actiniidae. The record is from RefSeq and is a predicted model, not a curated record.